GGAUGUGGAGGAGACUGGCUCAGAUCCUGGGUCUGCUGCUCUGCAUACUGGGCUGGGGCUUUGUGGGCUGCACCCUGGCUAUGGACCACUGGAGGGUGGCCCAGCUGGGGGGUCAAGGGGGCUCUUCUGUGGUGGUGACAGCCUGGUACUGGUCCGACCUGUGGAAGGACUGCUAUGAAGACUCCACUGCUCUGGUGAACUGUGUAGACUUCGGGGUGCUGUGGGCAGUCAAAUCACACAUCCAGGCAGUCAGGGGGCUCCUGAUGUUCGGCCUGUGCCUCGGCUUGGUGGCCACAGUGCUCACUUUUUUCGGACUCGAGUGCACGCACAUCGGUGGCGACCGGAGAAGUGACGACAGGAUGUUGAUAACGGCGUCUGCUCUCCACCUGGUCGGCUGCGUAUCAGACGUGGCUGCUUACUGCUUAUACAUAAACAGAGUGGCUGCGGCUUUUUUACACAGCAAAGCAGAUCCAUCAAAACUGAGCUAUGAAAUUGGACCACCCCUGUACCUCGGCCUGGUGGGGAGUUUCCUCAUUGUACUUGGCUGUACAGUUCACUGCACAACUGCAUGCAGAGUUAACCAUCCAAAAAGCACACAUCCUGUGGAUCCCUUUAUCUGUGAAAAAGGAGGAAGAAAAGAAGUCUUACGAGGACAAAAACACAUCUGUGAACUGUCAAAAAGCUCAUAUGACUCCAGACACGUCUAUACCUACAAGAUCACUUCUGUUGUGAAUGUGUGA
This is a messenger RNA of Morone saxatilis (striped sea-bass), 740 nucleotides long. Its product is annotated as claudin-10-like. Gene Ontology annotation, cellular component: plasma membrane; bicellular tight junction. Gene Ontology annotation, molecular function: structural molecule activity. Lineage: Eukaryota; Metazoa; Chordata; Actinopteri; Moronidae. The transcript is spliced from 6 exons. Bases 3 to 740 code for a protein of 245 amino acids. Gene Ontology annotation, biological process: cell adhesion; bicellular tight junction assembly. The record is from RefSeq and is a predicted model, not a curated record.